UUAUUGAAAAUUCUAUAAGAAAUAAAGUAAAAUUUGAUUUAUAUUCAUUUUAUCAUCUAUCAAGUUAUCGAAACUAAUUCUUUUCAUAAUUUAAAAAAUAAAUAAAUUUGUAUUUUGUUAAUAAACUCACUAUUUAUUUUCGUACAGCAUAUAACAUAUUGCAAUAUUAUUGCGAUAUUGUAAUAUUGGUGCAAUAUUGUUGCAAUAUUACAUACUGUGUGGGUCAUGUGUGUAAACAAGAACAAUUCGCAAAAAAUUAGCCUUAUUCAUAAAUAAAAUAUAAAAAAAUGUAAACGUUUGACUAUUUUUUAUUAGUCAAUAGCCAAAAUUUUCUACGAUGAAGUUUUUAUUAAAGAAAUGUAAAAUUUGAAUUACACGUGACUUAAUAACUGCAAAAUUUUGUGGGAACCUAUUAGACUAUAAUAACGAUAAAUAAAUAGUUAAAUGUUAACAUACCUUGACGUUCUACUUAUGAAACAAGUCAAUUCUCUGAAUUACUUCUUUUACACAUAAUUAUAUGAGUUAAUGUCAUACAGUUUUUAUUUUAAUUUUUUCAUACUAUUCUGCCUAAUGUCAUUAAUUAUUUAAAAUGUUACUAUUUUGUUAUUGCUGUAUGCGAAGGUGUGAAAUACACUGUAUUCGUGGUAUAAAUACACUGAAAUUUCACAUAUCAUUAUAGAAUGAUAGUAAAGCUCAAAAGAAAGAAGACGCAAUGAGCAAGAAAAUAUUAUCAGCUGUUAAAAAAUCAAAAGAUUAUGAAAUUGACAGUAGUGAUUCAAGCUUAAAUGCUCUAAAUCUAAGAGUGACUUACUUACAAAAAUAUCCAUUUUAGAAAUGGAUGUGAAAAAGUUACGGCUAGACAAUGCACGUUUGCGAGUAUUGCGAAGCGUAAGCGAAGAACUUCCGAAAGUGACAGAAAAAAUGCGAAGUUUAGAAAAGACUGCAGAGCGAAUUCAGAAAAUAUUAUCUGAACAAUUAAAGCAACUUAGUGUGUUACAUGUCCAUGAGCAAGAGAAAACUGACGAUUAUACUAAGACUAUUACGAAGAAUAGCAAUCCACUUGAUGAUAAUGAUACAUCAACAGAAUGCUCUGCGAUGAUAACUGAUACAAAAAGUUUAAGCGUAUUAAAGAACAAUAGUGAGAACAAAAAAGUUGAACAAAAAUCGUAUGCAUCAUUCAUUCAGGGUGCAACUGAUGAAUGUAUGAUAUUACAGAUUAAAUCUGAAAGACGAGAGUCAAAUGAUAAUGAUAAUAAAGAGAGCAUAUUCACGCCUAAUAAUUGCAGCGUCAACUGUACUCAAAGUACAAAUUCAAAGGUUAAUGAUGACAUAAGCAUCGACAUUGGAGGAGUGCUCGUAGAUUUUACACGCUACAGCAGAUGCAGUAGAGAAAACUUCAGAAAGUUUACUAGCGACUUACUUGGCGCGGUAUUUUCAAGAGAAAUCUUGGCGACUUCCAGUUUAACUGGAAAAAUCUCGAAUAUUCAAAAGGCCGCUGAUCCAAAUUAUAAAAGAAAAGCCAAAUUAGAUACGAAAAAGUUAGAAGCAAUAAAAGCUCAUGCAAUAUCAAUUUUUGGAUAUUUAAAUGAUGUGGAUAAAAUUUUCGAGAAAAUAGUCCGUGCCAAGUGCAACAAUGCUUCUCGUGAUAACAAGAACCAACUAAAAUAAAUAAAAUAUUAAAAUUAAUAAGACGUUCCUAAACAAAAUAUUCAGAAUAAUAAGAUGUUUUUAAAUAAAAUAUUUCUAUAAAUAAGUA
This is a messenger RNA of Solenopsis invicta (red fire ant), 1756 nucleotides long. RefSeq lists its product as uncharacterized. The transcript has 8 exons. Lineage: Eukaryota; Metazoa; Arthropoda; Insecta; Hymenoptera; Formicidae. The record is from RefSeq and is a predicted model, not a curated record. Bases 835 to 1668 code for a protein of 277 amino acids. Gene Ontology annotation, molecular function: DNA binding.